Messenger RNA from Cylindrotheca closterium, 990 nucleotides. NCBI's taxonomy places the organism in Eukaryota, Bacillariophyta, Bacillariophyceae, Bacillariales, Bacillariaceae. The record is from the annotation of a GenBank genome assembly.
AUGACGGCAUCAAACGCUCUCGAUGAAGAAAUUUCCAAAUUCUGCGAGUCAGCUGGAUAUAAAGUCAAGAGCAUUGAUUGGGCAGGAUCUUCGGAUUGGGCGUCCUUUCGCAAAGUCUCUCUGCAAGACACUGACAAGAUGUAUUUUGUCAAGACGUCAACUCGUUCCGCAAAGGAAAUGUUUGAAGGUGAAGCCUUGGGUUUGCAAGCCAUGUACGAGUGCAGUCAACAAAGUGGCGAUGAUGGUUUGACCAUUCCCAACGUUCACCACUGGGACGAUUUCAGUGGUGGAUCUUUGCUGAUUAUGGAUUUUUUACAGUUGGGCGGUCGAGGAUCCGAAAAGGCGCUGGGUAAGGCAAUGGCACAAUUGCAUUUGGCCAAGCCGAACGAGGCCAACGGAAAUCCCAAGGGAGCCUUUGGAUUUGGAGUUGACAAUACCAUUGGAGGGACUCCACAACCAAACCCUUGGACUGACGGAGGUACCACAGAGGACUGGAUUGAAUUCUACAAGAAGCAUCGAAUGGAACAUCAAAUAGAACUUGCCGGCGAUAAGUCCUGUGCAAAACUAUGGGAAAAAGAUAUUGCACCCCGGCUUCACUUGCUGUUCGAAGGCAUCGAAGUCAAACCUUCCUUGCUUCAUGGGGACCUAUGGAGUCACUCUUUUCCUUUUCUUCUCCUUCGAUGCAUACCGGGUACUAGUGGCAACAUUGGAACUGCCAGUGGUAAACCGUCCAUUUACGAUCCCGCUGUCUAUUGGGGCCAUCAUGAGGCCGAAUGGGGAAUGUCCUGGUGUGCUUCGCUCGGAAUCAAAUUCUGGGAUGGGUAUCGAGAGUUGAUUCCCCAAGAUCCAGGAUUUGCAGAUCGUAAACCUUUAUACGAUGCUUACCAUCAAUUGAACCACUACAACCUGUUUGGAGGAGGCUACCUGGGAUCGGCGCAAGGUUUGCUACAGCAAGUGAAGAAGAAAUUGGAUGCCAAAGAGAAGAAAUAG